Molecule: messenger RNA, 2139 nt
Organism: Chroicocephalus ridibundus (black-headed gull)
Lineage: Eukaryota; Metazoa; Chordata; Aves; Charadriiformes; Laridae
Gene: ZBTB3
Product: zinc finger and BTB domain containing 3
Biological process (GO): regulation of transcription by RNA polymerase II
Cellular component (GO): nucleus
Molecular function (GO): DNA-binding transcription factor activity, RNA polymerase II-specific; protein binding
Source: RefSeq, a predicted model, not a curated record
ACGGGGGAGGCCCGGGGCUGGGGCCGAACGGGCUUUAACGGGGCACACCGGGGGCGAACGGGCCUCAACGGGGCUGACCAAGCCUCAGUGGGCCUGACCGAGCCUUAACGGAGCUCACCGGGGGUGAAUGGGCCCGAAUGGGCCUCACGGGGCCUCAACGGUGCUGAAUGGGCCUGUCCGGGCCUGACUGACCGGGCCCCAACGGGCCUGAAUGGGGAUGAACGGGCCUGACUGACCAGGCCUGACCGGGUCUGAACACGCCUCGAUGGGGAUGUCCAGGGCUGAACAGGGUCCCAGAGCCUCACGCCAUGGAGUUCCCCGAGCACAGCCGGCAGCUGCUGCGGGGGCUGCGGGAGCAACGGGCCCAAGGUUUCCUCUGCGACUGCACCGUCCUGGUGGGCAGCUCCCCGUUCCCGGCCCAUCGCGCCGUCCUGGCCGCCUGCAGCGCCUUCUUCCACAUGUGUUACGCCGAACGCUUGGACAAAGGCGACUUGGUUUGUCUCAACAGCGAGAUCGUCACCCCGCCGGCCUUCGGCCUCCUGCUGGAAUUCAUGUACGAGGGGCGGCUGGCGCUGGCGGCAACCCCCUUGGAGGACGUUUUGGCGGCCGCCAGUUACCUGCACAUGAACGACGUCGUUAAACUCUGCAAGAAGAAGCUGCAGGCGCGAGUGCCGGCUGAAGCUGACAGCACCAAACGCGAGGAGGAAGAGGAGGAGGAGGAAGAAGACACCCCUGCUAGCCCCCCAGCCGCCCCCCAGCAGCCUCCCCCCACCCCCAGGCCACCCCUUUUAGCCCUCCCCGGCCCAGCCCCCCAAGUUGGGGGUGUCGAGGAGCAGGGUGUCCCCCUCCCUGAGCCGCCGGUGGCCCGUGGGGACGUUGCUGACACACGCAGCCCGGCAUGGAGGGCGACUGGCCCCGCGCCGCCCCCCCCGGAGCUCCCCCACCCCAGCCCCAGCAGCUCGACGGAGGUGACCCCCCGCAUCCCCUUCCCCGGGGCGGCCGAGCUGCCGGCUCCGGGGGGGCUCUGCGCUAGCCCCUGGGCUACCGCUGCUCCUGGGGGGCUGCUCCCCACCGCCGUCAAGGUGGAAGCCAUCGUUAUCUCUGAUGAGGAACCUGAAGCUGGUGCUCGCCGCCCCACCGGCAUCUUCCCCGGGCCGGCCCGUGGCCCGCAGCCAGCAGCGGGGGAGUCAUUGCCCUUUGGGCUACCGGCGCUGCGAGAGCCGUUGUUCCUUCCGCCGCUGGAAGGGCGUGGGGGCUUCGGGAUUUUCACCGAGGAAGCCCCCACUUGCCCCACCUGCGGCAAAACCUUCUCUUGCUCCUACACCCUGCGCCGCCACGCCACCGUCCACACGCGGGAGCGUCCUUACGAGUGUCGCCACUGCCUGCGCAGCUACACGCAGUCCGGGGACCUCUAUCGCCACAUCCGUAAGGCUCAUAGCCACGGGCCACCCACCCGCGGCGGGGCCCAGGGCGACCACGAUCGGGAUUGCGACAACCCGCCCUGAGCCGCCGGCGGGCGGCAGGACCCGGGGGCGCCGCGGGGGCGUGGCUUCUGCAGCGAGGGGGCGUGGCUACGCGGCGGGGGGGCGUGGCGGGUGUACGGCGGUCACGUGGGGGGAAUAAAGCGCCGCUGGUGACGGGCAGGGGGUGAUCCCUACAAGGAGGGGGCGUGGCCUGAGGCCACGCCCACGCCACGCUCCCAUUGGUCUCAUCGCGUCCAAUAGGGGGAAGCGCAUGCGCGGGGCGGUCAGGACAGCGCCCCCUGGCGGGCGGGAGGAGCUGCGGCACCCCCGGUCCCGUCCCAGUCUGAACGGGGCAGAAUCCCAGUUCAACCCAGUUCAACCCAGUCCGCGCCCCGGCCCAACGCCCCUUCAGCCCAGUCCCAGUAAGUCCCCGGGCCCUUCCCAGUCCGUCCCACACCCUCCGGGUCUGUCCUCAGUUCCUCCCAGUCCCGUUCCAGCGCCUCCCAGUCCAUCCCAGUACCUCCCCAGUCUCCCACUCCCUCCUCGUCCCAUCCCAGGGCCCUCCCAGUCCCAUCCCACACCUUCCCAGUCCAUCCUAGUCCCGUUUUACUCCCUCCCAGUCUGUCCCAGUCCCUCCCAGUCCCAUCCCAUGCCCUGACACUCCAUCCCAGUCUGU